AGCGCCCCCUCCGCGGCCGGCCGUUCAUCUCCUCCUCUCGCCGUAGGGAGCCUGGCCGCCAGCAGGUCCCGCGCGCCGGCCUUCUCCGCCCGGCUCGUCCCGGGGGCCCGGCCCCUGCUCGCCCGCGCGGCUGCUUCCCGCGCUCGCCUGGGCGGCCCUCCACCGGUCCGUGUCGCUGCGAGACCUCACGGCGGAGGACGUGCGGAGAGCCCGGGAGUCCCGGCCGCGGAAGAGCGCGGAGAAGGCGCGGCCCCAGCUGAGCGAGAGGGCCCGGGAGCGGAAGGUGCCCGUCACGCGCGUCGGGCGGCUGGCGAGUGUCGGAGGUUUGGCCAUGGGUUUGGGGUUUGGGGCCUUGGUUGAAGCGGUGAGGAAUUCCCUGAACAGGGACCAACACGUCAAGGACAGUGGCUUCCAGGAGUCCAGCCCCUUCCUUUCGGAAGCCAACGCAGAGCGGAUUGCCGAUACUCUCUGCAAGAUGCGUGGGGCGGCUCUCAAGAUCGGCCAGAUGCUGAGCAUCCAAGACAGCCACUUCCUCAGCCCCCAGCUGCAGCGGGUCUUUGAGCGUGUCCGGCAGAGUGCAGAUUUCAUGCCACCCUCUCAGAUGAUGGGGGUGCUGUCAAAAGAACUGGGCGCGGACUGGCGCGCGCGAGUAGCCUCCUUCGAUGAAACACCUUUUGCUGCUGCCUCUGUUGGGCAGGUGCACCUUGGAGUGCUGAAGGAUGGGAUGGAGGUGGCGAUGAAGAUCCAGUAUCCUGGCAUUGCACAGAGCAUCCGCAGCGAUGUGGAGAACCUCCUGUCAGUGCUCAAAAUGUGUGCGGCGCUCCCAGCAGGCCUGUUUGCAGACAGCGCCCUGCAGGCCCUGCAGAAGGAGCUGGAGCGGGAGUGUGACUACGAGUGGGAAGCCAGCAGCGCCAGGAGGUUCAGGCGGCUUCUGGAAGGGGACCCGUUCUUUGAGGUGCCGGAGGUGGUCGACGAGCUGUGCACCAAGCGGGUGCUGUCAAUGGAGCUGGCGGGGGGCAUCCCGCUGGACCGGUGCCAAGAUCUGGACCAGGAGACUCGCAAUGAGAUCUGCUCGCACAUCCUCCGGCUUUGCCUCCGCGAGCUCUUUGAAUUCCGGUUUAUGCAGACAGACCCAAACUGGUCUAACUUCUUCUAUGAUGCCAAGAGACACAAGGUUACGCUGCUGGACUUCGGAGCGAGCCGAGAUUUUAGCAAGGAGUUCACCGACCACUACAUUGAGGUGGUGAGAGCCGCUGCUGAUGGCGAUAGGGAGAAAGUGCUUCAGAAAUCGAAGGACCUCCGAUUCCUGACGGGAUUUGAAAGCAAGGUCUUCAAGGAGGCGCACAUUGACGCAGUGAUGAUCCUGGGCAAGGUCUUCUCGGCCCCAGGGCCUUUUGACUUCGGCGCCCAGGACAUGUCCCGCUGCAUCCAGGACCUGAUCCCUGUGAUGCUGAAGCACCGCCUGUGCCCCCCCCCGGAGGAGAGCUACUCCCUGCACCGCAAGAUGGCGGGCUCCUUCCUCCUCUGUGCCCGCCUCGCUGCUGCUGUCCCCUGCCGGGAGAUCUUCGAAGAGGUCUACAGGCGGUAUGCAGGCCAGGGAUGAGCCGCCAGUUUGCAGAGGCCCGCGAGAUCACCAGAGCGGGGGAGGCCCCUCCUAGGCCAGGUUGCAGGAUCCCUGCCCACUUCCAGUUCACAAGACCUUGCUGCCUUGGCACUCAGGGCCACCUGCACCAGUGUGGCCCACUGUCUGUGCCUGAAUCCUUUGGAGCCCGGAGCGCUCCCCUCUCUGCAAGGGACAAGAGAGGAGGCUUGAUCUCCUGUCGUCAUCCCUGGGCCGGAAACCUGCCUUUGCAACCUCCACCUUCCUCCCAAAGAAAACCCCCCUGCUUCGGGCUGCAGGGGGCCUAAGGCAAGGCUAGUCUUCUCUCUGCUGGGCCCACCCAAUCCUCGGCCACCUUUCCAUGGGAAGAGAAGUGUGGCAUCUUGGAGCUCAGGAGCACGCUGGGCUAUGGGUCGUGGCAGGGUGGGGGCAGCCUGACUCCUCCAUUGCAGAGGGUGGGCAGGGUCCAGGGAGGAGGGUCUGGCCCAAUGACUCAAGCUGGACUUGGCUGGCGACGCUUCUCAGAUCUGUGCAUCAUGCAGCCUUCAAUAACCUGCUGCCCUCAAGAUGGGUUGGGAUGUCAGUCCCAUCAUCCCCAGCCACACGGACCACACUUCUAGAGGAGAGCAGAGCAGGUUGUCCACCCAGGCUGUGACACCCAAGAGUGGAGGGCUGGACGGCUCCCUUGCAGGACCACCAGGUUGUCAAUUUCAGCGUGAAAGCCGAAGCCCGGGAAGGCUCCCCCACUUGCCGUGGGUGGGGAGAGUGGGGGGGCGCCCUACCUUGGACGGGCCUUCCUCUUCCUGCUGGUUUGGUGUGCUCUUAGUGAUUUUGUGGCCUCGCUGCUUGACUGGUGCUGUGGAAGGCUGGCCCUGAGCCGCAAUGAAGGCAGAGAACUGACCGCCUCAGUGGCUGCCGACCAACCUGCUGCUCCUCCCCCCCUGCCCGAGGCACGCCGAGACUCCUCCAGCAGGCCCCCAUCCUCUCCCCGCCUCCCUCUUUCAGGACUUGGUUCCAAGUGUCAGGGAGAGCAGCAAGAAGACCAGGGGUGGGGGGUGGAAUCUCUGACCCUUGGAGAGGACGCUUCCCUGGGGUGGGAGGCAGGUCCACAGCGGUCCAUUUGCCGGUCAGGGGAUUGACUGUGGGCGCCCACCUCCAGCUGUGUUCCUGGGGGGGUGGCUGCUCCCUGCGCCUGUGGUGCCUCAGCUCCUUCCUGCCUCUGGGGAGGGGAGCUGGUGGUGGGUCAGGAAGGGCAGGCUGCUCUCUUCCUGCCUUCUCUGCCCAGUCGGCAACCCAGCCAUUGCCAGGCUCCCAGCAGGGACCUGGGGAAAGCGGGCCCCCUGGCAUUGUCCAGGCCAGAGGAGGGUGCGUGGCCUCCAUCUUCCACAUGGCCAGAUCUGCUGUUUGGGUACCCAGCUCUUGGAGCCCAUGGGGGCAUGGCUUGGUCAGGGGCCACCCACAGGGAAGAGGCAGCUUGCAAGCACUAAUGGAGGCUGAGGGAGAGAUGGGUGUUUGGCUUCCCCAGGAGCUGAUAGCAGGUGAUGCUGGGGUUCAAUUGUUUGUAGCCAUCCCUUUCCGUUGAAAUAGCCAGAUAGGAGCCUGGGCCUGGCAUUUGCCCUCUGCCAGCAUGAAGCCCCAGUUUGGCACAGCCCUUCCAGCCACCCUAAGGUGCCUUUGCCAUUUUCAUUUCUGCUGGGAAAGGGGCUGACCGGGAGAGUCGCUGCUCUCACAAAGCAGGAAUUUAGUGCACGGUUUCGGUCUUGUGUAAGAAAUGGACCAUUGCUGCUGGUGUCCCUGAGGCAUUUACCAAGUUCCCUGACCCUUAAAAGGUCAGUUUCAGAACUGUAAAUAGAGAAGAAUUGGGUCCAGUUCCUCUCCAAUGUCAAUUUCAGCAUGAAAUAAACGUUUUUCGUUUCA
Messenger RNA from Candoia aspera, 3517 nucleotides. It is a transcript of the gene COQ8B, whose product is annotated as coenzyme Q8B. Gene Ontology annotation, biological process: ubiquinone biosynthetic process. The transcript is spliced from 13 exons. Lineage: Eukaryota; Metazoa; Chordata; Lepidosauria; Squamata; Candoiidae. The record is from RefSeq and is a predicted model, not a curated record. Bases 332 to 1603 code for a protein of 423 amino acids.